CUCCAUCGGUGGGGAGAACAUAGCUAUCGGAUGAGAUUUGUUUCCAAACGCGCACCGAUGGCGGUGUGAGGCGUUUGGUUUGAGAAGUACGAGCGGCGCUUUGGAUUUGUGGGCAAUUCUUCUUCUUUUUUUCUCCAUUUUUUUGUUCAUCUGCUGAAUCCUGCUUUAGGGAAAUUAACAAAGAUAUGGAUUACUCACUUUGUCUAUUCCUACUCUUGGCGACCGUUUCGUCUGAGUCGAGCGGGCAAUUCCCAACAUCGCAGAUGAUAAAGGAAUGGGUGGACCAAAUGCAAAAAGAUUUGAUCGCUUUAACAGACACAGCCACUGGCAUGCAGGACCUAAUAGAGAUAUAUCAUAAACACAGAAAGCACUUCAGAGUGGAGUCCAAUAAUGCGCAGGAGCUGGUGGCAACGGCUGCUGGGAACAUAGAGAGACUGCUGGCUAACCGCUCCGAAGCCCUAAAGAGGCUGGCAACAGAAGCAGAAACGCGUCAGAUGGAACACGUGUGGCAGGACGAGAGCGACGUCGAGAAAAUCAAUUACUACAAUUCCAAAGACGGCCUCAGUGGGAUAGAAAGUGAGUCAGAUACAGAAGGGAAGAAAGAAGGAAAUGAGAAGAAGAGGAUCCCAUACAUUCCCGGGGAUUUCAGUUUUGACCCGGACUUCAAACGAGACGUCUCCUACAACACAACUGCCGUCCACAUCCCAACGGACAUAUAUGAAGGGUCUACCAUCAUUCUAAAUGAGUUAAACUGGACAGAAGCCUUGGAGGAUGUUUUCCGGAAGAACAAAGAGGAAGAUCCCUCUCUCCUCUGGCAAGUAUUUGGCUCUGCCACAGGACUGGCUCGUUACUUCCCAGCAUCCCCAUGGAUGGACCUAAGCAAAUCACAGAAUAAGAUUGACCUCUACGAUGUGCGCAGACGACCAUGGUACAUCCAGGGGGCGGCCUCACCCAAGGACAUGCUGAUCCUGGUGGAUGCGAGCGGCAGCGUGUCGGGGCUCACGCUCAAACUCAUCAAAAUAUCCGUCAGCAAGAUGCUGGAGACCCUCUCGGAUGAUGACUUUGUGAACGUGGUUUCUUUCCAAAAUGUCGCCAAGAAUGUGUCGUGCUUUGGGAACCUUGUGCAGGCUAAUGUAAGGAACAAGAAGAUACUGAAAAACGCUGUGGAGAACAUCACUGCGAAUCUCAGCACCAAUUACACAGCUGGCUUUGAGACGGCCUUUGAACAGCUUAAACAGAUGAAUUACUCAAGGGCCAACUGUAACAAGAUUAUUAUGCUUUUCACUGAUGGCGGAGAGGAUAGAGCAGAGAAGAUCUUUCAACUUGAAAACCCACAAAAAAAUGUGCGUGUCUUUACAUUUUCAGUAGGUAAACACAACUACGACAAGGCGCCGAUACAGUCGAUGGCCUGCAACAAUAAAGGUUAUUACUAUGAGAUCCCAUCUAUAGGUGCCAUUCGGCUAAAUACUCAGGAGUACCUGGAUGUUCUGGGCAGGCCUAUGGUUAAAGCUAAACAAAAGGCCAAGCAGGUUCAGUGGACUAACGUCUACCUGGAUGCUUUGGAGCUUGGCCUGGUGAUCACUGGAACGCUGCCUGUCUUCAACAAAACCGGCACAGGCUCAAAGAAACCUCAAAAUCAGCUUAUCUUGGGGGUUAUGGCAAUAGAUGUGUCCCUGGAUGAUAUCAGGAGACUGACGCCUCAGUACACUUUUGGUCCUAAUGGCUACUACUUUGCCAUCGAUCCAAAUGGAUACGUGUUGCUUCAUCCUAAUCUGAACCCACAGACCGCCAAGUUUCAUGAACCUGUAACACUGGAUUUCCUAGAUGCAGAGAUCGAGGAUGACAUCAAAGUGCAGAUAAGAAAACAAAUGAUUGAAGGUGAAACAGGAAGUACGACUAUAUCUACACUGCUGAAAUCAACAGAUAAGCGUUACAUCGAUCGAGGUCAGAGGAUGUACUCCUUUGCGCCGGUGAAGGGGACUGACUACAGCCUGGCCCUAGUCCUGCCCGAGUACAGCAUGCAUUACAUCCGUGCAACAAUUGGUGACACAAUCACCCAGGCAAAAUUUUCUGAAAGCCUCAUGGCUGACAAGUUUGAUGAAUAUGGCUACACACUGAUUGCACCAAGAGAUUACUGCAAGGACUUGAAGCCUGACGCCAACAACACCGAUUUCCUCAAGAGGUUUAACGAUUACAUUGACAGGAAGACUCCAAACAACCCCAUGUGCAAUGUGGAUUUGGUGAACCGAUUGCUCCUCGAUGCUGGCAUUACCUCCGAUCUAAUCAAGAUAUGGAAAGAAAACGAUCCGAUAAACGGUGUCAUGUCCAGAUAUGUUGCGACUGAAGGAGGGAUCACACGAGUCUACCCCACAAGUAAUGGCCUGGACUGGACUGGACAAGCGGAGACGUAUGAUUUAAGCUUCUACAAGCGAAGUUUGGACAACGAUCUGUACAUCUUCACUCCAACUGUAUUCCAAAAUAUUUCUCAAUAUGAGGGUUCAGUCCUAGUGAGUAAAGCAGUAAACCUCAAGAUUGACGAUAUCACACUCAAACCAGCUGUGGUCGGUGUACAUUUGGACAUAGAUAUGUGGAGAGAGAUCUUCUCCAACACCUCACAGAGAAAAAGUUGCAAGGAUGAGCUGUGUGGCUGUACGAUAGGCGAUAAGAAUUUAAACUGUUAUAUUCUGGAUGAUGGAGGCUUCUUGGUGAUGACCAAUCAGAUUGACCAUUUUAAUGAGAUUGGGAAAUUCUUCGGUGAGAUCGACCCUUGUAUUAUGAGAAGCUUGAUCAACUCGUCUCUGUACACCAAUAAGAGUACGUAUAACUACCAGUCGCUCUGUGAUCCCAAGAAAGAGGACAAAACAUCUGCCGGGAUGCGAUCCGUCUACGUGCCCACAAUAGCAGAUAUGUUAAAUUUGGGAUGGUGGGCAUCUGCUGCUGCCUGGUCAAUAAUGCAACAGCUAGUGAUCAGCAUCACAUUACCUGAUUUCGGGGAAGCAGCUACCGAUGAUGCACCGGAUGUGGAGAAGGAGGUCUGCAUCAAGGAGGAAUAUCAAUACUACUUUGAGAAUGACAGCCUGUCUUUUAGAGGCGCAAUCGACACAGAGAAGUGCUCAAGGCUCUAUCACGCCGAAAGGCUGCCCAAGACGAACCUCGUCUUCAUCGUUGCAGAAACAGAGCAUGGAUGUGAAUGUCAGGAAAAGAUAUUAAAGCAGGAAGAACAGGAGUCACAAGGGCCUGAUCCUUGUCAAUUGGCUUCUGAGCCGCGGUACAGGAAGGGGCCUGCAGCUUGUUUUGAUAACAAUAGUCAUGAUGAGGUCAUGUGCCGAAGGAGCGCAGGCUCCCCAUUGGCUUCCUCUCUGCUCAUGUUACUGCUGCCACUGUUCAUGUGCUGUCUCGGGAAGAUAACGCUGACUGUGGCGGAGUGUCCGGCCUGACUCCGUCGCUGUGGCUAGUGCUGUCCCUUCAACUGCUACUGGUCUGGGUUGUGACUGACACCAGACACCAUGCCAUCCCAUCAUGACCUCCGAAUAACAUAAUCCAACCCUGUAUCUCCACCCCUUCGUAUCUCCAACAUGGCAACCAGCAUGCAGCGCUGCCACCAAAAUGAUGAGCGCCCGAUGAAAAGCGCUUUAAACAGACAAAAAAAAUGUGAGCCCCGCGUUCUGCCAGUUUCUUUUGUAUUAUCAGCGGUUUCUCUUAAGGAUUUCACCAGGGCGCAAGUGACGAAAGAAAUGCAUAUCAGAAUAUAAUGAUAUGAAAGCUAGGAAAGACCUCAACUUAUCUGUCCGUCAUCCUUAAGUGGUACCCGCCAGCUGAGAUUAGAGGAAUCCAAAGAUUCGUUUUGAUUGGCGAGUUUUUGUCUGACUUGGUUUCUUACAAAGAGACUCAACUGCCUUACAGUAUCAGAGGGAUUUGAAUCACAAUGGGUGGACUUUCUGUUUAUUGAAUAUGUUGGGCAGUUAUAUUCACCACUGCCAGAAACAGCGCUGCCCUUUGCAAGAGUAUAUUUUGAAUCGAUUUGCAGUGGUUAGUUAAUAGGUAUUUAUUGUUUUUUUUGGUUAAGGAAUUGGCCAAGAUCGGAGCAAGAGAUGCCAAAUCAUCACAUCAUCAUGAGCUCUUGCCCUUCGUUUGCCUCAUCUGGGUUGCUCGUAAUAAUAUUGUCUCAGUCUGAUUUUUAGAUAACAUUACCCAGAGCAUUUACACAGUGUCUCUGAGGACAUUGUCUUCACUUCACUAUGCUGUUCUUUAAUGUAGAUGCUGUUUUUUGCAGUGUGAAAGUCAUGUUCAUUGUUAUGUUUUUGCACAAAAGCUGAACCUCCUACUGCCACAGAGUGCUUGUUUUUGAGUGUACAGAUUUUGACAUUGUAGCUGAUCAUAUGGAUUUUCUGCCUCGGUUUUGGAUUGCCCCGGUAAAAACUUUGCUGCCAUAGCACGCAUAAACCAGUCAGGACAAGCUUGGCUGGUGUCCUGUACCUACUCAGUGGACAAAAUCUCUAGUGCCAUGUGGACUCUGUGACUCAUACAAACCCCUUUUUAGACUGUGGCUGCUGAAUGGGAAAUGGUAAUAAUAGUAUUUAAUUAUUUAAAGGUUAUUUGACCGAAGAGUCAGGAUAUCAUUCUGCUUUUUUUUUAUUAUAGCCACAAUUUUAAAAAAAAAUGAGUUACAGAAAAUUUGUAUUCAACAUUUAUGUCAAAAUUUGGUCAAAAUGAAGGGAAAAGGGGUAUAUUUGUAUUCACUGCUGUCACUUUUUAAAUUAAAUGACUACUGUCGGCACUGCAAUUCAGAGUGCAGCUGCUGUUUCUCUUCACGGUUUGAUCUCCUUGCUGAAGAACAGCCUUUAUAUCUGUGUAGUGGUGAAGUUGCCUCUGUCAUAUUUAUUAUACUAUGAUAUCAACUACUAUACAAAAACUUCAUACUAUCACUCUGGCUGAUAUAUCAGUUUCUCAACAAAAAAAGUUCAUCCUUUUUCAUUUUGUGUGCCUUCUUCUCAUAUUUAUUACAUAUAUUAAAAAUACCUACAUAAUCCAUGUGAUGUGCUGAUACUACUGUACAUGGUUUUAUUAAAUUUUUGUGAUUGUAAUUGCCAAAGAGAGAACAGUAAAGUACAUUUCUUUAUGAAGGAAAAAAAGCGCUAAUCAGUCGAACCACUGCUUUAAAGCAAAUAUAUCUGCUGUAAAAACAAUAACAAAUUUCACAGGGCCAAACUGGAUUCCUAUCAAAGCCAAAUAUCAAUGUCAACGAAUGAAAAACACUUCAUGAAUUUUGGGAGGAAAAUAUGCAGUAUGUGGAAAACCACUUGCUGCAAUUUUACAGCUCAUUUGCAUACUUAUGCAGUCUUUAUUGGCAGGAAAUAAUAGCCAGACUUCAAACUUGGAUGUGAUUGUUUGAAACAAGUUUUAAAUCUUUAAGAUAAAACUGCCAUUUUUACAUAAACCAGCUGACUUGACCGUUUGUUUUGUCGAUGAUUAAUAUUUAGGACUUUAACAGGAACCACUCACAUCAUUUUAAAUAAAAUAGGACGUGUGUGACGCCUUUCAUUUAGAAGUUGGUCAUAUCCCAGGGUUGAGACAAUUUUUUUUUUUGUUCCUUGUUUAGUAACAUGAGAUAGUUCGGGAUGUGUACUCUGUGGUUAAAUGUGAAAAAUGCUUUCAUGCUGAGCAUUCACACCAAAUGUUAGAUUUGAACAUUAAAACAAAAUCAACAAUUAUUUGUUUAUGGCACUCGAAAUGUCAACAGUGUAGGAAAUUGUGGACGCUAGGAAGCGAGACCGAGGAGUGCGUCUUUUUGUGUAUACUCCAUAAACACUGGCGGAUGUUUCCAGAGAACUACUUAAUUCUGUGGGGAAGUUGAAAACCACACAAUUUAAUCUACACGUAUCACAUUACCACUAACACUCACCCUCUUCAGAAUCCUUUUGUUGGCUAAACAAUUACAUCACAAUGACUUAUGACAGUUUUUUGUGUAACGCAUUUCUGCAAGUCCCGUCAAGACAAACUAGCUCUUCUGCCUUCUUUUGUGGCAAAGCUCCACCGGCAUUAAAUCAAAAUCAUCAUUGUCAGGAAGUUUCGCAAAGGUCUUACAGGAACUUUUCAUUUUCAAUGUUUUCCUCUAUCUUUAACUAUAAUCUUCCAAAAAAAUGUGGUGAAAAUAACAAUGGCAUUUAUGCUCCGCAUUUAUUAACCCUUAUGAAUAUCAAGUGCCAUAUCCAGUAGGACUUGUAUUCUCUUGUGGAGAAGCCUAUUACUAUAACAUUUAUGCAAUGUUACCAAGGCAAGAUACAUUUCAAAUUGUUUCAGUGUGCUGCAUGAUAUUCCUGCUUUACUGUGUGAUGGUGGAAAGCAUAAUAUACUGAGUGUCCAGCAUUAGUUCAUGAUAUGUUAAGGUAUGACCAGCUAAUACUGCCGUCUCUUGAGGGGACAGCAUUUGGCUCUGCUGAGGAACAAAAGAGAACCAGAUAGGUAAACAUGAUGAUUGAAAUCACUAUUCAGUCUUUCUGAUCGAUUCAGACCAUAUUGUUUACAGUUAUUUAAGGAGCAUGCCAGUAAUUUAGCUCAUUUACUACAAAUCAUGAAUACUUUAUCCAAUUGCCAGUAGUUUUCCAAACCAUGUUGCAAUGUUUGGUAUUUCAACUAUCGGGUGAACGCAAACUGAUGGCACUCAGAGGAUUAAGCCUUCUGGCUUUGUUGGUCUUUUGACUUUAAGAGCUCAAGUAAAUAUUUUACCAAUAAAUAUCCACACUGAUUAGAUUGAACUGGACUCUGAAGCAUCAUGGGCAUACUCUUUACUGAGUUCACUUCCUUUUGCACCAUUCAUUAAUGGGCUUUAGCCACUGGAUGGGUAGACAUGGACAUUGGUGUGCUUGUCCCCUAAAAUGCCUUUUGACUUUUCUUUUGGCAAACCCUGUCUCAGUUUGUUAUUUGGAGGCAUGGGGCUUUAUGUGAGAAUUUGGCACUGACAAACUAUCCACUACGGCCUCACCUCAUCUUAACUGGAGUCAGCCUGGGACCAUCAAACAUCUUUGCAGUGUUGGGCCCUAUAGAGGCAUUUUUAUUGCAACUGACUGACAAAUAAUGCAGUUAAUUAUGCUAACAGAUGUCUGUGCUCCAGUCAGUGAGUGAAAUUCACUCUAUUGUAUUUGUAUAUUUAUUGCAUGUAUGCAUGAUACUUCUGCACUGUCCGUGCAUGCACCUAUGGUUAGCCAUUUACGUCCUUGUCCAAAUAUGGUAAUAUUUGGCUUAAAAAACCUAUGUUUAUUUAUUUAUUUAUUUCUGAUGGACAUGAUGUGUCCCUCUGCCACUGAUGUGAAGCAGGACCUUAUAAACCAAUGGGUCAUAUAAUGUUGGCUAAUCAGUCAUUUAUAUAUCGUAUAUGGCUGUACUUUGUUUUUAUUAGUAAUUUAGAAAUUUUACAAUGAUAACACAGGAAAUCGCAAAGGAACAUGGUAAACACAAUACCUGCCAACAUUAGCAUGAUACAACGGUGAUUGUGAGCAUGCUGCAUAUUAGUGUUAGCAGUUAGCUUAAGAUAUCGCUCUGCAGUACAUUAUCUUAAAGCAGCUAGUAUUGCUGUAGUUAUUUGUCUUGUCUUACCCCUACAUUACAGACAGCAGUUAGUUCCCAUACAUUUGUAUGAAUAUAAAAUAGGAGAAACUUGAUACAUACUUAAUGUAGUGAUCUUUAAUGAAUGUAAACCAAUGUCCAUGCAAGUGUUAACAAAACUGCAAAACAGUUGGUAGUGUAGUAACUCUAGUACUAAAUGUUCUGAAGUAUACAUGAAAUGUAGUUAUUUAGCUAAAAAUGCUGGCAUGGUGAUUCAGUCGCUUUGAACAAAGAAGUAAUUUGAUCUGAUGAAACGCUUCAACAGAAUCCCUUUAGAGAUGCAUGGAAAACAAUGGAGAAAGAACAUAACCUCCACAGCCAUCCAGAUGUUUCAUUCUACUCUUAAGUGCUAAAAUCAGAUGCUGUCACCUCAGGAAUAAUGUACUCUAGAUGUGAUAUGAAGUGUUUUUGAUUCUGUUGGUGCUCUUGGUGUGGAUCGUGUGGGUUGGCCUUUUUAUUUCUGGAACCUUUUGUGUGUAUGCGUGUCUAUUACCUUUCUGCCAGUCUGGCAGAUGAUUGAUGGGCCUGUCGGUCAGUCUUUCUCUGCCUUUGUUUUUUACGGCAGGCCACCAAGUACUUCGACAGUCUCAGCUUCGGAUGGGUCUGAGUGGGCCUCUCUGUCAGUCUCCCUUGAUUGUGGUUUAGUAUGUUACACUUGAUUUUCCAGUGUGAGUCAUGUAAAAACAAAAAAUGUAAAAUAGAAAAAAAAGAACAAUGUUUAUAAUCCUGGGGAAGAAAAAAAGUGUUUAUUCAUGUGCAAAUAAGGUAUAUACAGAAUAAAACUUUAUCAUUACUAGA
This is a messenger RNA of Pelmatolapia mariae (spotted tilapia), 8400 nucleotides long. It is a transcript of the gene cacna2d1a, whose product is annotated as calcium channel, voltage-dependent, alpha 2/delta subunit 1a. The transcript is spliced from 39 exons. Gene Ontology annotation, molecular function: voltage-gated calcium channel activity. Gene Ontology annotation, cellular component: L-type voltage-gated calcium channel complex. The coding region runs from base 186 to 3437 and encodes 1083 amino acids. The record is from RefSeq and is a predicted model, not a curated record. Lineage: Eukaryota; Metazoa; Chordata; Actinopteri; Cichliformes; Cichlidae.